Molecule: messenger RNA, 1282 nt
Organism: Bufo gargarizans (Asiatic toad)
Lineage: Eukaryota; Metazoa; Chordata; Amphibia; Anura; Bufonidae
Gene: DSCC1
Product: DNA replication and sister chromatid cohesion 1
Exons: 10
Coding region: 98-1264 (388 amino acids)
Biological process (GO): mitotic sister chromatid cohesion; maintenance of mitotic sister chromatid cohesion
Cellular component (GO): nucleus; chromatin; chromosome, centromeric region
Source: RefSeq, a predicted model, not a curated record
GGAGCAUCGUGUCGCGCUGGCGGGAAAGUAGAACCGGGUGACACAGCGCUGUGCUCGGCCACAUUCCUUUUCUCUAGAAUCCGGAGGAGCCUUUAUCAUGAGUCGUUCCCGAGAAGAAGUGGAGGCCACGCUGCAGAUCGCCAAGCUGAACUUGGAGGAUCUGCGCAGCACGGUGCAGUGUCUGACCUUCAGCGAGACCUUCACAUCAGGGGAUUUCAACCUGAUGGAGCUGGAUGACGGCCUCUGUAAGGAGAUCGAGGCGGGAGGGAGCCUUAUAAUUCGAGGUGACAAGGCGGAUCACGCCGUCCUGUGCAGUCAAAACAGAACCUAUGACCUGAAAAUCGCUGAUACCUCCAAUUUACUGUUGUUCAUCCCAGAAUGUAAAACAUCGGAGCUCCUGCCGGCUGAUCAGCUGCCACUGAGCAUCACACCAUGUGAGAUUGCGGGAUUCUCUAGUCAUUACUGGGAGUUGAGGAGAUGCAGACCCAAACUGAAGAAGUUGAAGAAACUCAUGUUAGAAAACCCUUAUGAAGGGCCAGAGAACGAGCAGGACACAAGUGCGUCAAUGUAUACGACAGAUGACCUACUGGAUCAGAUUCAAGCAAGCUAUGAAGAAUUAAUGGACCACCUGAAAGUCAUACACGCAUGCAAUGUUAAAGGAUUUUGGAGACUUCUGGACUUUGAUUAUGAAAUGAAGCUUCUGAAUCACAUCACCCAGUUAUUGGACUCUGAAUCGUGGUCCUUCAGCCGAGUACCUCUGAAAGUGUGUCGUGAAGAGCUACGACCUCUUGAGCCAGAAGAGAUGAUUGAGCACUGCUUGGACUGUUACGGGAGAAGGUUUUCUGAGGGAGAAGAAGUUUUCUUUGCAUUAGAUGAAGAUAAAAUCUGCAGGGCCACCGCUCAGAUGCUGCUCCAGAACGCUGUGAAAUUUAAUCUUUCGGAGUUUAAGGAAGUCUGGCAGCAGAGUGUUCCUGAAGGCAUGACCUCCAGGCUGGAUCAGCUAAAAGGACUUGCCUUGGUGGAUCGAACCUCCCGACCUGAGACCAUCUUUCUUCUGAAGACAGAGGACCUACCCGAAGACACUCAGGAGAGGUUCAACUCACUUUUCACUAUGAGAGAGAAGUGGACAGAAGCUGAUAUUUCACCAUAUAUACAGGAUCUGUGCGGGGAGAAGCAGACCAUUGGAGCCCUGCUGACUAAAUAUGCACGAUCGUCUCUUCAGAAUGGCAUUAAAGUGUAUAAUUCUAGGCGACCACUUUCUUAAAGCAAUGCUCUCAUCCUG